GCUGCAUGGCGCUGAGAUGGCGGGGGCGCCGCGCGGCGGAGGCGGCGGCGGAGGCGGCGCGGGCGAGCCCGGGGGCGCUGAGCGGGCGGCCGGACCAGGCGGCCGGCGCGGGCUCCGGGCGUGCAACGAGGACUUCGCUUGCCCCGAGCUGGAGGCGCUGUUCCGCGGCUACACGCUGCGGCUGGAGCAGGCGGCCACGCUGAAGGCGCUGGUGGUGCUCACUCUGCUGGCGGGCGCGCUAGCAUUGGCCGAGCUGCUGGGCGCGCCAGGGCCGGCGCCCGGCCUGGCCAAGGGCUCGCACCCCGUGCACUGCGUCCUGUUCCUGGCGCUGCUGGUGGUCACCAACGUCCGGUCCCUGCAGGUGCCCCAGCUGCAGCAGGUCGGCCAGCUGGCGCUGCUCUUCAGCCUCACCUUCGCGUUGCUCUGCUGCCCAUUGGCGCUGGGCGGCCCCGCCCGGGGUCCCGCCGGGACCGCUGGGGGGCCGGCUACCGCGGAACAGGGUGUUUGGCAGCUCCUUUUGGUCACCUUCGUGUCCUAUGCUCUGCUGCCCGUGCGCAGCCUGCUGGCCAUCGGCUUCGGGCUCGUGGUGGCUGCCUCGCACUUGCUGGUCACAGCCACCUUGGUCCCCGCCAAGCGCCCACGUCUCUGGAGGACGCUCGGCGCCAACGCCUUGCUCUUCUUCGGUGUGAACAUGUACGGGGUCUUCGUGCGGAUCCUGACGGAACGCUCACAGAGGAAGGCAUUCCUGCAGGCCCGGAGCUGCAUCGAGGACCGGCUGAGGCUGGAGGAUGAGAACGAGAAGCAGGAGCGCCUCCUCAUGAGCCUCCUGCCACGGAAUGUUGCCAUGGAGAUGAAGGAGGACUUCCUGAAGCCCCCCGAGAGGAUUUUCCACAAGAUUUACAUCCAGAGGCAUGACAAUGUGAGCAUCCUGUUUGCAGACAUCGUGGGCUUCACAGGCUUGGCCUCCCAGUGCACGGCCCAGGAGCUGGUGAAACUCCUCAAUGAGCUGUUUGGCAAGUUCGACGAAUUAGCCACAGAGAACCACUGUCGCCGCAUCAAGAUCCUGGGGGACUGUUACUACUGUGUGUCAGGCCUCACCCAGCCCAAGACCGACCAUGCCCACUGCUGUGUGGAGAUGGGGCUGGACAUGAUUGACACCAUCACGUCCGUGGCUGAGGCCACUGAAGUGGACUUGAACAUGCGUGUGGGUCUGCACACGGGCAGGGUCCUCUGUGGCGUCCUGGGCCUGCGCAAAUGGCAAUAUGAUGUGUGGUCCAACGAUGUGACCUUGGCCAAUGUGAUGGAAGCUGCGGGCCUACCGGGGAAGGUUCACAUCACAAAGACGACCCUGGCAUGCUUGAAUGGGGACUACGAGGUAGAACCAGGCUAUGGACAUGAGAGGAACAGUUUCUUGAAAACUCAUAAUAUCGAGACCUUUUUUAUUGUGCCAUCCCAUCGCAGAAAGAUAUUUCCAGGCCUGAUUCUGUCAGAUAUAAAACCGGCAAAAAGGAUGAAGUUCAAGACCGUGUGCUACCUGCUGGUGCAGCUCAUGCACUGCCGGAAGAUGUUCAAGGCUGAGAUCCCUUUCUCCAAUGUCAUGACCUGCGAGGACGAUGACAAGCGGAGGGCAUUGAGAACAGCCUCAGAAAAACUCAGAAACCGUUCAUCCUUCUCUACCAACGUCGUCUACACCACCCCAGGUACUCGUGUCAACAGGUACAUCAGCCGCCUCUUAGAAGCGCGCCAGACAGAGCUGGAGAUGGCGGACCUGAACUUCUUUACCCUGAAGUACAAACAUGCUGAACGGGAGCAAAAGUACCACCAGCUUCAGGACGAGUAUUUUACCAGCGCCGUUGUCCUUGCCCUCAUCCUGGCUGCCUUAUUUGGCCUUGUCUACCUUCUGAUAAUCCCACAGAGUGUGGCUGUCCUGCUCCUGCUAGUGUUCUGCAUUUGUUUCCUGGUGGCCUGUGUCCUGUACCUGCACAUCACCCGGGUUCAGUGUUUUCCAGGGUGCCUGACGAUUCAGAUUCGCACCGUCUUGUGUAUUUUCAUCGUGGUCUUAAUCUAUUCGGUAGCCCAAGGAUGUGUGGUGGGCUGCCUGCCCUGGGCCUGGAGCUCCAAGCCCAACAGUACCCUAGUGGUCUUCUCAUCCGGGGGCCGGCGCACAGCACUGCCCGCCCUGCCCUGUGAGUCUGCAUACCACGCCCUUCUCUGCUGCCUGGUGGGCACCCUCCCGCUAGCCAUAUUCCUGCGGGUGUCUUCCUUGCCAAAAAUGAUCCUGCUGUGUGGGCUCACCUUGUCCUACAUCCUCGUCCUGGAGCUCAGUGGAUACACCAGAGCCGGGGGCAGCCCCAUCUCUGGGCGCAGCUACGAGCCCAUCAUGGCUAUCCUGCUGUUCUCCUGCGCGCUGGCCCUGCAUGCCAGGCAGGUGGACGUCAGGCUGCGGCUGGACUACCUCUGGGCUGCACAGGCAGAAGAGGAGCGUGAGGACAUGGAGAGGGUGAAGCUGGACAACAGGAGGAUCCUCUUCAACCUCCUGCCGGCCCACGUCGCCCAGCACUUCCUCAUGUCCAACCCCCGGAACAUGGACCUCUACUACCAGUCCUACUCCCAGGUGGGAGUCAUGUUCGCCUCCAUCCCCAACUUCAACGACUUCUACAUCGAGCUGGACGGCAACAACAUGGGGGUAGAGUGCCUGCGGCUGCUCAAUGAGAUCAUCGCUGACUUCGACAAGCUCAUGGACAAAGACUUUUACAAGGACCUAGAGAAGAUUAAAACCAUUGGGAGCACCUACAUGGCCGCGGUGGGGCUGGCGCCCACCUCGGGGACCAAGGCUAAGAAGUCCAUCUCCUCCCACCUGAGCACCCUGGCAGACUUUGCCAUUGAGAUGUUUGACGUCCUGGAUGAAAUCAACUACCAGUCUUACAACGACUUCGUCCUCCGAGUUGGCAUCAACGUCGGCCCUGUGGUGGCCGGAGUGAUUGGGGCCCGCAGGCCCCAGUACGACAUCUGGGGAAACACAGUCAACGUGGCAAGUCGAAUGGACAGCACUGGAGUUCAGGGCAGAAUCCAGGUGACUGAAGAAGUCCACCGGCUGCUGAGAAGGUGUUCCUACCACUUCGUGUGCCGAGGCAAAGUCAGUGUCAAGGGCAAGGGUGAGAUGUUGACAUAUUUUCUGGAAGGCAGGACUGAUGGAAAUGGUGCCCAGACCAGGCCCCUAGGCUUGGAGCGGAAAAUGUGUCCUUAUGGGAGAGCCAGCCUUCAGGCCAGACACCCCACUGUGUGCCCCACGGCUGGGCUCCCUGUCAGGGCUGGGCUGCCCCCACACACCCCCAGCCAGUAUGUGCCCUCCACGGCAGCUGGGAGGGAGGCUUAAUGGAGCCCAUGCUCGCCGCUGGAGGUGCACACAGGUGAGAGUGCUCUGGGGGCAACACAGGCCACUGUGGCUCCAGCCAGGACAAGCCAGUGCAGCAGAGCGGGCAGCCAGCAGCCAGGCUGCAGAAGGAGCAUUGUCCAGGCAUGGCCUGUGGCCCAGGGCCGACUACCCGGCAGAAGCAGCACUGCAGUGACUCGGUGAAGGGAGGACACCCGUGCACUCACAUCCAGGCCUCACAGGAGAUGUGUCCACUCCGUCCUCCCCCUCCGGGGCCAAGGGAGCGCUAUCUGUUUCCAGCAUGCCUUUGCAGGUUUGGCCAGGUUGGCGUCAAUGACAGGAACUUCAGAGCAUCUGCUGAGGGAGGUCUGGCUGGCAGAGCGGCUGAGACAGCUCUGUGCCUCCCCAGCCAAGGCAUAUCCCGGAGUGCAGGCGGGUCCAGCCCUGGGCAGCAGCUGCAGGAGCAGAGAGGGAAACCAGGCCUCACUAGGAGGGUCGUGAGGGCUGGGGUUGUCCACACCACAGGCACAGCAUGGAAUUGUUUGCUCUCGGACUGGAUGAUCUGGGGAGAAUUGAGAAGCUACCUCUCACUGCAUGGAGGGUGGUGGCCACCGGUUUUUCCCAAGAGUGUCUUUUUGCUAAGAGGCAGAGUAGUCUGCUGGAAUUGUCAGGGGCCUGCAGCCCCGUCUCCACAGACACGGCCUGCAUCAGAUUCUUGCUCUGCCUGUGUGUUCGCCACCUGUCCCACCUGCUGGAUCUGGCUCCUGUGAAACCUGGACAUUCCCUGCCCUGCACUGUCACUGCUGCGCUUGUUCAGAGAAGAGGGUUGGGUGUUAUUUCCUCCCCGGCCCUGUGGUAUCAUGGGUCCUGUACAUUUAGCAGCAGGGCAAGGCUGCAUUUAUGUUGGAAAUGAGCAAGUUUCCUUGAUGGACGAUGUAGUUUCCCCAGCAGAACCAGGCCUCCUAGAUAGGCUGUUUCAGAGUCGCUUCACAGUUGGCUUAUGGUCAUGAGUCCACAUGUCCCUGCUCCGGUUUGUAGGGAAAGCAACUGCAGGUGAAUGUGUCGAGAUCUGGGAACCUCCCACCUGCACAUCUGGUUGAUCACAGUGGAUAUGAAGACAAGGAUGGUGGGGAAUAGGGGUCCAGGGAUAGGACUGACCAGAAAUAGCCAGGCAAGUCCUGGCAUGUGGAGACCCUGGGUCUCAGUCAUAGGGAAGAAGGUUCUGGGGACUCACUGCUUGGAAAUGUGCUCAGAGAAGUUUCUGUGGACUGCAGAUGAGGCCUGAGCCCAUCUCUGUUCAAAGCCAGCUGGUUUGAGUUUUUAUCACUGCUCCCCAAGGGCUCUACUACCUUUCUGGGAGUCCUGACUUUUCAGAGUAGGAGCAGAGAAAAGCCUAGACUUCCUUGGAGAGUAGACCUGUGUGUGGGGCCUGCUCUGGACUGAUCCCUGUCAGGGAGCACACGGGAUGUUCUCUGGCUGCUCCUAUCAUGGUGCGUUAGAUGCGGCUUCCUGCAUGGGGAGGGCUUCACCCUGGUUUAGCCAAAUGGCAGAGUGGGGACAGCUGGGUCCUCUGCCAUAGCUGGGAGAGGCUAGGGCUGGGGGGUUUUCAGGGCAACCAGGUUGGGGCUGGCUAAGUGCCUGUUCCCAAGGGAUUUGGGGUUAGUGGUAGCAGCUCUAGCUGAGGCAGGACUGAGGACAGAGGUCCAGGAUGGAUAGCUUCUGGAAGGGCGGGUGAAAGAGGCAGGGUUGCCUAUCUGCCUGUCUUGAGGCCAUGGACCAUGGGUGGCCAAGUGAGGCUGUGGGGGGUGUGCAACCUGACUGCUCUUUUUUCUCUCCCCGGGCUGGGCUAUGGCUUCUGUGAUAUGCAAGGGGGCUGGAUGUCUGUUGGUGCCUUCCUGCAGAGUGAUUUUGACCAAGGAAGGCUCCCCUAUGGUUCCCCUAGGGAGUUGAGAGUGGAGAGUAGACAGCUUUCUUCUUCCUUGCGUGGUCCUCACGUCACCAUCCGCUCAUGCGCCCUGGUGUUCUGGCAUCACUGAUGUGGGCUGAGCUCCCAAGAAGCCCUAGGGAAAGAGAUGCUCAAGGUGGCUUCCAGGCACUAUUGGGGUAUCCACAGGAGACUGUGUUUGUGCAGAACCUCCAGGGUGCUGGCGAGGACACCUAAAAAUAGGCAGGUUCACCUCGAGGAUCCAGGCCCAUCUGAGACCUCCUCAAGCUGAGAAUCUGGCUGCCGCUCACUCUGGGCUGUCUAGGGUGGGGGUGUAGACAGAAGCGUGGCCCCCAAAGGUGUCCAUGCUGUAGACCCAGGCCCUGUGGCUAUGCUCUGUCAUUUGCAAAGAGGACUUUGAAGACAGAAUUAAGAUUAGGGAUCUUAAGAUGGGAGAGGAGUCUGGACCACCUGAGUGGGCUCAGUGUAGCCACAUGGCCGCCUUGAAGUAGAUGGAAAGAUUUGAAGCCUCACACAGAUGGCACCAUUGUUGCUGGUUUGAAGAUGAAGGCCACAGCUACUGGCUAAGGCCUCUUGACAGCCCCAGCCCUAGCCAGCAAGGAAGUGGGGACAUCACUCCCACAAUUACAGGGACCUGAAUUCGCGACAACUUGUGUGAGCCCAAAGCAGAUUGGCCCCAGAGCCUCCAGGCAGGAGCAGAGCCCAGCCUGGUGACACUUGGGUCUGGCCUGUGAGACUGGGCAGAGAGCCACCUGCCACAUGGUGUCCAGCCUGGGGUCCACAGAGCUGAGAGAUCACACAUGUGCAUCUGUGACACCACUCAAGGCUGGUCAGUCAUGCAGCAGCGAGAGGAAGCCGUCUUGGGGACCACACUUCCUUCUCUGGCACGCGACUGUUCUGCGGUGGACCCCACGGCAGCCUUGGUGAGGUCUCUGCGUCAGGGGGCAAACAUCUCCAUCAUCAGCAACUCCAAACCCCACCUGCUUCCUAUGAGUUCAGGAACUGUGUUUAGCCAUAACGUUCCCUGGGGUUUGGUGAAAAACAACUUCCUUUUUAUUUGUGAUAAAACUGUAUUAUAUUGCCUUAUUUAUUUUUAAUCGUGUACAAUAUUCAUGUACAAAUGUUAGAGCCAUUCGGGUAGGAUUCCCUCUAAGUUAUUUCUGAGGCUCUGUAAAUAGUGCACCAGUGAUGGUGCUGCCUGUUUACUGGUACCAAAAACAAAGACAAGCCCACACCCACUCCAGCCCUGCUUGGCGAUGCUGUGCCCUUUAGGAACGACCCUGUGUGCUCCCUUCCUGACCCUCGCAUGCCUCCCCGCCUGACACUGUAAAGUAGAGCACAGCCCCAAAAUGCUUCCAAAGGUCCCCCUGGGCCCUGCCCACCCCGGGCCAGGCAACUCCUGCGGGUGUUCUGUAUCCUGCAAGCGGAUGCCCCCCACAGACCCAAAAACCCAAGUUUCCAGCCCGUGUUUCUCAGACUCUAAAGCCACUGGGGCUUCUGGAACACCUGUCGUAGAAGCAAUAACUCUAACUCUAUGCUGUGGAGACGAGUCUCGUCCAAAGCAGACUGGUAAUUCAGAGACAACCCAUGCAGAUGAGUUUGCCCAAUGCCCUGGCUCUGUGGAGGGCUAUCAAUCCCAAAGCCCUCCCCCAACUCCUGAAGACCUAGUUCCAGUCUGUGGGUUGUCAGGGCUGGGCAGAGCUCAGCACUCCAGGCCUGGUGAGCAGACAGAGCUGCACCGGACCCUUCUCAGAUCAUCGUCACCACACCCCUGUCUCAGGAGAGGGAGGAAGGAGGCAAAUGACACCCCAUCCAAGAUGUGUUUAGAGAGACGAAUCUCAGUGCCAGCCUCACACUGUCUGACGUGGGGAGCUGCAGUUUGUGGCGGCAAUGUUAAAGUCUAACACUGCACGGCUUACCCAGGGUGCGCCACUUCAAGGAAAUGGUGGCAUGCUGAUGGCGGUCCCCAUUCACCCUCCACAGUGCUGGUGCUGUGUUGGAGGAGAAGAGCUCUCUGGACAUGUGUCCAGGAUUGGAGACCCAGGCCAGGCUGAUCUGGAUGUGGGAGCUUGAUCCUUGAUAUUGAGCCUGGGAGAUGAUAGACAGAAAGGUCUUACUUAAGAAACUCAGAUACCCAAAAAUAACCAUCGGCAUGGGAAUCAUUCCAUGCUCUUAGCAGCAGAGUGGGGAUGCCCAAGGCAGGUGUCCAUGGUGGGCAAAGUUGAAGGUGUGGGGAAUCAGGUAGCUUUAGCCUCCUGCACCCCGGCCCUCACUGUGCCAGGUGGGGGUCAGGGCAAGGCCAAGAUGGGGUCCGCAGCCAGAGUAGACAUUCUGGAAAGCACCGUUUGGUUCAGCGAAAGGAAGGCUCUUCUAGUUGCGAUUUCCCACAGAUGGAUUUGGGUACACUAGGUGGUCCAGCCUUGUGGUUGGGGGCAAAUGUGGCCCAGGAGGGCUCCUCCCGGAAGCUGAAGGUGUCUGUGAUUCUGGGUGAACCAAUAGCGAGUAGCUGAAGGCCUCACCCCAGGAGAGAACAGAGGCAAAGAGUGGCCCGGAAGGCCCAGGGCCCCUGAGUGGCCUGGUGGGGCUGGGGUGCCUGCAGCCUAGGGCAAGGCCCCUGCCCUCAGUGUGGACAUUUCUCCCUGCAGGGUCAGGUGCUCCAUGAGCAAGACCCCAAACAGACAUAGACAGGGGAUGUUCAGAGGCCCCGGCUUCCCCCUCACCUGGGGGGAACCGAUGGGGACACUUGGGAAAGUAUUUGAGGGAUUUCCCAUGCUCUUCUGUUUGUUCACAUCCUUACCAGAGGCAGAUCCUGUAAUAGGAUGUGAGGAAAUGUGUCACUUGUAUGGUCCAUUCCAUAAACACCACAGAUUCGAUUUCAGGUGCUGCAUUUUGGGGCUAGACUUCCUUGAAUGACAUGCAAACAUAUAAUGACUCAUACAUUUGUAUUUUUAAAUUUCCCUGAAAAUUUAAUGCAUUCUGUUCCAUAUCACAUCUGUUCCCCAUCUUAAAAAUGUUGCUCCACUCAGGCUGUGUUUGAUUCUAAUCCGUGUGCGUGCUGUGUUGCGUGUGUGCAUGUGUGUGCGCCUGUCUGUCUUGUGUGUUGUGCACGUGUCUGUGUGUUGCAUAGCAUGAGCCAAAUAAAAAUGAAGUAUUUGUUCCUGGAAUUAAGGUGGAUUCAUAUAAGGAACAAAAUUAAAUUUGAAUACAGCCAGAUGAUCUCCAUGCAGGGCAUCUGGGGAAACUGUCUCUGAGUGCCCUGCCUUGAUUUUCCUUAGAAAAUCCUCAUUAUCAGAGGAGGAGGUCUGGGCAGGAGGGGAUGAGUUAUGAGCAGGGAGCGUGCAGCAUCCAGGGCACCAAGGCAGCAUGUGACUCCCUUGAUUCAUGAGCCUCCGUCUAUAAUCCAGUGCUAACUCUUACAUUUUUAAAUAAUCAACCAUCUUAAUUAUCUACAAUAUCAGCACUAAUGUCCAGGGAUAUUGAAGCACUAAACAGGUCUCAUUUCCUUUGUUUGGUGGUUUACUUUUGGGGUUGCUGGCUGCAGGAAUUUGAAAGCAGGACCCAGAAGGGAACACAAGCAAAACUCAGGGUCACCAGCCCCUCCAUCUCCGCUCCCGGGCACUGCGAGCUGGUCUGGAGGCCGGGCCUUGUCACCUGAGUCACUGUCAGCUUCAGUCUCUCUCCCUGUGCAAUGGGAGGAGCCGCAGGGGACAGGUGCCUUGUUGGUUGGUACUUCAUAAUUGGCUGGAGAAAAACAUGUCAGUCAGGAAACUGAGCACAGGGGCAGCCAUCUGGCCCAAUGCUGUGUCCUCUACACCUAGUAGGCCCAGUCAUUUCAAGGACCGUUCCUUCAAACUUUGUAAAAUUAGUGAGUUUCCUUCUGUACGUCACCAGAUUCAACAUGUUUUGCACUAAUAACCACAGGGGAAGGGCAAUUGUAGCUCUCCUGAGGUAGUCCCCCGUGGACCUUUGGGUGGGUGUGAACACAUAUCUGGGAAACACUCAUUAUUAGUACCUAAAUCUGCUUCACAGUAACUGGGCACCUCUGUGCUCCACUCUGCAAACAGUCCACAGAGGGAGGUGAUCCUAUAACCUCAAGUUGUCCAUGAAGAAUCUUGAGGCCCAGAGAGGUUGGGGACUUGAGUAAAGUCACACAGCUCUGAGACACAGGGUCAGGAUUCAACCACUGUUCUGUCCUGUCCCAAACCCUGUGUUUCCCAUUACCGUUAGUCCCUCUUUGCGAGCAGUAAAGUCUGUAAAAACUUUGUCAGUUUUGUUGGAGAAUGCUAGCCUGUGCACACACAAGGGCCCACUGUGGUGGAGGGGACACCUGAGCAGGUGGGCUCUGAGCACAGUGUACUCUGGUCCCCGAGGGAAGUCUUGCUUCACUGCCUGUCCUUGGAGCGUGUGUCCGAGUCCUCACAUUCCUAAUUAGAGCAAUAGUGCCAAUAGCCCUUGGCCUCACAUUCCUAAUUAGAGCAACACAAUUCUUCUUGGCUAAGUCAUAUUCUUCCUUAACAACUGAUCCUGAACAAGGUAAUAAAAUGUUAGGGUUAUAAAGUUCCUCCUUCGUCAUAUCAUAUUUUAUGUUGUAAAACCAUGUUGGAGCACAACCUAUCAUUGCGUCUAAGAAGAUCCAGGAUUUCCUUAAACAAGAACAGUUGUUGUCUUUUUCUGUAAGGCCUCUCUGAUAUCGAAUAGGGAGAAACUGGGGCACCCCCAGGAGCCCCCAAACUGCACAUCAUUUCUGUACUUAGGCUGAGCCCGUCCAGGCUCCCAGUCCUGGUCAGGAGUCCCCCAAGCUGAGGGAAGGCCAUUGGUUCAGUUUGCUGUUUCUGCUCUCGUCUUUCUCCUCUGUAGAGCCGUUCACUGUUGUCAUGUACCGGUGGGGGAGGCAGCUCGGGGCGCCUUCCCAGGGAAUAUUCAGACAGCAAGAAAGGGAUUGUAACAAUCAAUAAUCAUGAUAGUGAGAAAUCUGGCAGCCGCCAGACACGAGUCCCAUUCCCUGGGCUCUGGGUUCUUGAUGAUGCCAGGCAGCUCAGACUUCCAGAGAGCUUGGUUUCCAAAAGCUUUCAGCCACUUACUGAGAAUUAAUGUUUAUGCUGAGGUGACACCCUAGACUAAGUCCCAAGAGAUCUAUCAAGUGUGGUGGGCUUUAGAAACUUGUGCAGGACGGUGCAAGAGCACGUGCUCAGAGCAUCUGCCUGUGGCACCUGCUUCCCACAGCCUGUCAGGGAAGGUGGCCCGACAGCACCCAGACCUUGUUUCUCACCUUCCACCAGCAACUCCCACCCAACUCCGGGCCCCAGCACAUGAAGCACAAGUCUCAGGGGACCAUUCCCACGUGGUGGGGAUCCUGAAGAAGCCCAUAGCUGCCUCUUGCCUCCAUGGGGAGUGUUGACACAACAGACCACCAGGAGCUCAUACACCCAGGGUAGAGAGGCCUAGGGUUUUGCCUUCAUUCCUGCCAAAACUGCACAUACGCAAGCCAUUUGCAGUCCGGAAUUGCAUGCCGUAAAAUUCCUAAUUGUGUGGAACUUAGUUUGAAUUUGAGGUCACGCAGCAGACACAGAGGGCAAGGCCCAGGCCUGCCCUUGGGUCAUCCCCCCUGUGGAGCAUCCCUGUAAGCCACAGGGAGUCUUGUGGAGCCUGAGCUUUGUGCACUUAUUAUGCACCAUCUCCCUCCAAAUGUCUCUUACUCUACCAUCCUCAUUUAUACCAAUAGCACAUCCCUGCACAAAUGAAAAUGAUGUCAUUAUUAUGACCGUCUCUUAGCUGUAGAUUCCAUUCUGAUUUAAGGUAAGCCCAAAGCCCACUAGCAGAUCUUCUUGACUCACUGAGAAAACUAAUUUAAGCUCCUACGUCCUUCGGGUUUGGUUAGACAGGGCUGUGUCCCUGAGGGGAAGGGAGAGUGGUGUGGGCAAAGGUGUCUUUUUGUCACUCAAUAAAACCCACCGUGGAUGCUUCUGUAGAAGUCAGAAACACGAUGACUCUAUUUGGAAUUACAAUAACUCACUCUCACUGGGUAACUUCUCACGAUAGAUUUGUAUGAUCAAUACGGGUCUCUUUUUAUGUCACCUGAACACUGUAGAGUACCUUCCAGUCUUUUUCAAGAUUGUUAAAUUGAGACAAGUAAUUGAAUAAUUUGUCCUAUUUUUAUUUAAAAACAAAGUGAAUGGACUGACAUGUUAAAUGUGAAUGUACAUUUCUUAAUUGCAACUUUUCUACUGAGUGUUUGCACUAUACUUUCUGGAAUCUUAUUUAACAAAAAUAAAGGAAAAAAAUUGCUUGACUAAA
Nycticebus coucang (slow loris) is the source of this 11612-nucleotide messenger RNA. It is a transcript of the gene ADCY1, whose product is annotated as adenylate cyclase 1. Gene Ontology annotation, biological process: intracellular signal transduction; adenylate cyclase-activating G protein-coupled receptor signaling pathway; cAMP biosynthetic process. The record is from RefSeq and is a predicted model, not a curated record. Bases 17 to 3376 code for a protein of 1119 amino acids. NCBI's taxonomy places the organism in Eukaryota, Metazoa, Chordata, Mammalia, Primates, Lorisidae. The transcript is spliced from 20 exons. Gene Ontology annotation, molecular function: adenylate cyclase activity. Gene Ontology annotation, cellular component: plasma membrane.